AUGGUUAGGGAUUUCCCACUGUACCGUUCCUCGGUCCCGGAGCCCCGAUAUUGGGACCAAAACUACUCCGAUGUCUUUCAAGCCACCGUGAAAGCUCAGGCCGCCGGCAGCGGCAACGAGUCGUCCAAGCUUCAUGGUUUCAACAAUGUCUACCCUCCGGGGAUAAUUAAAUGCCAACCGACUGCAGGGGCACAUCCCUUGGCUCUAUAUAUUGGCGAGAGCCCUUUGAAAACUCCCUUCACACUCGUUUUGCUAGAGAUUUUAUUGGUCAUCGUCGCCACUCGCGGUGUUCGUUUUCUUCUUAAGCCUUUCAGACAACCUAAAAUCGUGUCGGAAAUCAUUGGUGGGAUAUUCAUCGGACCGUCAAUAUUAGGACGAAGCAAGAAGUUCACCGCCGUUGUGUUCCCAGAAAAUUCACAAUUUAUUAUUCGGAACAUUGGAGUAAUGGGAUUCAUGUAUUUCAUCUUUAUCUCCGGAGUGAAAAUGGAUAUGUCCGUGGUAGCAAGAACAAAGAAGAAGCAAUUGGCCAUAGCAGUGCUUGGAGUGUUCAUCCCUUUGAUAAUGACAGCAAGUGUUAGAUUGAUUUUUCGUAAGUCAAUGAACAAAGAGCUAGGAAAACUCUCAACAAUAGGAGCAAUUGCUUCAACUUUAGCCCUUCCAUUGUUCCCUGUAAUCUACCCCAUACUAAAAGAGCUCAAUCUCCUUAGCUCCGAUAUAGGGCGAGUUGCGCUGUCGAUAGCGGUGAUCAGCGAUGGGAUCGGGCUCACCGCUAUAAUCGUCUUCGAGGCAGCUAAACAAGGGGAGGGGAAGCCCAUAGCCGUCCUCUGGUACACCAUUUCUUUGGUGGUUAUGCUGGCAUUCACUAUGGUCGUGAUAAGGAAAAUCAUGCAGAAAAUUAUUGAUGACACCCCGGAUGGUCAAUAUGUUGACCAAUCUUAUGUGGUUGGGAUUUUGUUGCUGGUUAUGGUUAUGGGCUUUUUCACGGACAUGUUCGGUGUGGCUAUUGCUAAUGGGCCGUUUUGGUUGGUUAUAGUGAUUCCAGAUGGCCCGCCGCUGGGUUCGACACUGGUGGAGAGGAAUGAGACGUUGAUAAUGGAGAUUUUGAUGCCAUUUUCAUUUGCUGCUAUAGGUCUUCUCGUUGAUGUUGAAGCUAUGAGUAUGGCGGGUUGGGAUGCCUUGGCACCAUUGUUUGCCAUGGUUAUAACUUGUUACUCUUCUAAAUUCAUAGCUACUUUUGCUACUUCUAUGUUUUUUGAAGUGCCAUUCAGAGAUAGUGCUGUUCUUAGCCUUGUUAUGAGCCUAAAAGGUCAGGUGGAGCUAAUACUAUUUCUCCAUUGGAUAGAUAAGAGGAUGAUGGGGCCACCAGGAAUAACGAUGCUUGUGCUACUAAUAACAAUAGUGACUGCAACAGUCACACCCUUGAUCAGCAUCCUAUAUGACCCAACAAAACCAUAUAUGGUUCACAAAAGAAGAACAAUUCAGAACACCCCAACUACAGACGCAGAACUUCGAAUAGUUCUAGUCAUAUACGAUGAAGAUAGCACAGCUGGCCUCAUCAACCUUCUUGAAGUCAGCAAUCCAACAAUAAGCACCCCAUUCUCGAUCUUUGCCAUUCGCCUCAUCGAGCUAGUUGGCCGUGCUUCUCCUGUGUUUAUAGACCAUCAGAAGCAAGAAGACGAGGUUGAGCUGAAAUAUUCAGUCUCUCAAACCAUCCACAGCCUUAAGUUGUAUCAAGAAAGCAAAGGUGACUAUGUCAAGCUCUUUAACUUUACAGCCAUAGCACCAAUCAGAACAAUGUACCAAGAUAUUUGUGAGCUAGCACUGGUGAAAAGAGCCACACUUAUGAUCUUACCUUUUCACAAGGAAUGCCUGGACACUCUUGGAGGUAAAUUGACAGAAAUGGUGAGAUCUGGGAUUAGGCAUGUCAACACAAAUGUUCUAGCACAUUCACCUUGCUCGGUUGCUGUUCUAGUCGAUAAGGGUCACCUCAGACAUCCACUCAUGGCAUUCCGACACUCCGAUCUACACUUUGUCGUGUUGUUUUUGGGAGGCGCGGAUGCGAGGGAGGCUUUGUGUCUAGCUGAUAGGAUGGUCGGGAAUCCUAACGUGUCAUUAUCUGUGAUUCGAUUUCAUUCAUACAAUUUCGAAGGGGAUAAUGAGAUAGAGAAGAAAAUGGAUGAUGGGGUUGUGACGUGGUUUUGGGUAAAGAAUGAGAGGAAUGAGAGGGUUGCUUAUAAAGAGGUGGUAGUGAAGAAUGGGGCAGAGACAGUAGGAGCAAUACAAGCUUUGGAUGAUGAUACUUGUGAUGUAUGGAUAGUGGGGAGAAAACAAGGGAUCAAUCCUGUUCUUCUGGAUGGGUUAUCAAAUUGGAGUGAGAAUCAAGAAUUAGGUAUAAUGGGGGACUUCCUUUCCUCUGAUGAUUUUGGUGGCACUGGUUCUGUUUUAGUGGUACAGCAGCAAAUUUUGAGAGGGGAAGGGACAGGUAAAGCUGGACUUACUGGUGGCCUAAAUUUAUGUUAG
This is a messenger RNA of Argentina anserina (silverweed cinquefoil), 2520 nucleotides long. RefSeq names its product cation/H(+) antiporter 24-like. Gene Ontology annotation, cellular component: endomembrane system; membrane. Gene Ontology annotation, biological process: proton transmembrane transport; regulation of pH. NCBI's taxonomy places the organism in Eukaryota, Viridiplantae, Streptophyta, Magnoliopsida, Rosales, Rosaceae. The record is from RefSeq and is a predicted model, not a curated record. Gene Ontology annotation, molecular function: antiporter activity.